AUGUCAUUGCCAAAGGCUUUUCUGCAGUCCUCAAAAUAUGAUAACUACGCGGAAUUCUUUCGUUCUUUAAAAUAUCACGAAUUGCUAUCUGGACAUGAAUACAAUGUCAACAAUUCGACAUCAUUGGCGACAUGCAAAGUUAAUGGUAUUCACCCUAAAUUCGAAUAUUAUUAUAUUCGGUACAUCUGUAAAUUUGGGCCUAAAUCGUGGAAAAAUCGUACUGAAGAUCUCAAAAAGGACCCUGAACUUUGUCCUGCUAUGUUUACUGUUCAUUGCCGUGAAAAAAAAUAUCUUCAAAUGGACAACUUGAAUGUCCUACACAAUCAUCAGUCCGUAUAUGGCAGGGAUUAUAAUGAUAAGUCUGAUAACUCAAACAAGCGCCCCAAGCGACAAUCACACGCGAGUAACAGACCAAAAAAAUUAAAUAAAAGUGCUCAAAAAAACAAGAAAAAGAACCAAAAUAAAGUUGACGACCAUGAAGGAGAUCAUGAAACUUCCGGUACUUCAACUCCUGCUGAAAGCGCGCUUAAAAAUCGUCGUCAACAUCAUAAACAAUCUAAAAAAUCAGCCGAACAAAUAAAUCUAGAUCAUGAAUCUUCUAGUAGUUCCAUCGAAGAUCUGAGCUCCUUGAUUGAAAGACGUCGACGCCAGAGAAAAAUCAGAAAAAUAGCUAAAUAUGGUAGGGAUGAUAUGUCUGAUAACUCAAAGAAGCGUCAGAAACAACAAUCACGCGUUUUUAAGAGAUUGAAAAAAUUUAUAAAAAAUGCUCCUAGAAAUGAGUCAGAGGAGCCAAAGGAUGUUGAUGAUUAUGACAGAGACCUUCACACUUGUGGUACUUCAUUUUCUCAGGAAAGCGCUCGUGAUAAUCGUCAACAUCGUGAAGAGCCACUGCCUAAACUACACUCUGACCAAACAGUCAAUCAGGAUGCGACUAAUUCUCAGAACACCAGCCUGCCCAUUGCUUCUAACGAGAAGACAUUUAACAAGGAGCCUGCACUCGAAGAAAACUUAAAUGCAACGGACGCUGGGAACCAGGAUGCCGAUGUUGGCCAAGGACCGAGUCCGUCUGCUGUUGAAAAUACAGAGCCAUCUCACGAGACACCGUCUGGAGUCAACACCAGUCUAGAUGGCAAUCAAAGUGAGGAUGCUACGAAUUCUCAGAACAUCAGCCUGCCCAUUGCUUCUAAUGAGAAGACAUUUAACAAGGAGCCUGCACUCGAAGGAAACUUAAAUGCAACGGACGCUGGAAACCAGUAUGCCGAUGCUGGCCAAGGAACAAGUCCGUCCACUGUUGCUGAUGAGCGAACAUUGAACAAAGAGCAAUCGCCUGGAGUCCACUCCAGCCAAAAAGCCAGUGAAAACAACUUCGCCAAUGAUUAUCAGAAAAAUACUUUACCUGCUGCUAUUGAUAAAAUAACUUCUAUAGAAGUGCCAGCACCCGUCAACUCCAACUCCAACACAGCCACUAAUCAGGAUACCCUGCAACCUAAAUCCUCAAAAGCAGGUAAACGCAAGCGAGGAAUGAAGUUGCAUCAAUCAAAAAAACAUAAAACAAGCACUGCAGAAUGGUACUGCAAAAUGUGCAACAUAAGCAAGCGUGCAAACAUGUUACCGUGCUUUAAAUGUUGUAAAUUUUGUUAUGAAAUUUGCUUUAAAAAAACAGAUACUGGAAGACAGAUGUGCCAAGAUUGUCUUUAG
Messenger RNA from Cotesia congregata, 1698 nucleotides. Lineage: Eukaryota; Metazoa; Arthropoda; Insecta; Hymenoptera; Braconidae. The record is from the annotation of a GenBank genome assembly.